Molecule: messenger RNA, 1298 nt
Organism: Talaromyces stipitatus ATCC 10500
Lineage: Eukaryota; Fungi; Ascomycota; Eurotiomycetes; Eurotiales; Trichocomaceae
Exons: 2
Coding region: 225-1298 (357 amino acids)
Source: RefSeq, a predicted model, not a curated record
GGGGAUGCCCUCUUAAGAUACCAUUCCUCUUCGGGACUAGACCCAGCGGCACCUGAUCGAUCAUGUCACAUGUCAGGCACGUGACAGAGUCAAACAAGACAAACAGGCGGGCGGCCCACCUAAUUCGUCAUUAUGGCAGCUUUGACCUGGAACUAUCAACAAACAAAGCUUCGAUCCAAUGCAAAGAAUCUGACAUGUCGUGAGCUACUCCUAAUUACUGCACUAUGAGCUUUCGAGGUCGAAACGCUCCUUUCAGAAAAUUGGAAAGCGGUGCUGGCAUUAGAACCGGUGACACCGGAAGAAGUCGACUGCGGCCGGUCUCCGAUCCUCUCGAGGCUGUUGGCUUCCCCUCCAAAGGCGACAAGACACUAUUAGACCACAAGGCUCAGAGAGCAUACUACGACACCGUCGUCGACCGCUACAUGCGAUUUUGUUCUAGCCACUCGCAUGAUCUCGAGGCAGCCUGGGCAUCUCUGCCAGCCAGUGCGUCUGCAGAUGCGACCAAAAAUCCCCCAUCAAACCUUCCAGCCCUUCCGAUUGGCAAGCCGUCUAGUAAAUCCGCUCAUCGAGACGGGCCCGCAGAAAGUCUCAUUGCAAUGACGGAGAGCCUUAGCCUAUCAGAUAAACAACAACCCCCGCCAAAGUCUGCUGUCGAAACUCAACGGUCUCCAGCAGCUGAGUUGUCCACAUUGUUGAUGUCGCUACGCAAACUCCGCGAGGGAAUUUUGGCAGCAUCAUCUUCCACUCCUGUAGCCUUUCAACAGCAGGUAUACAUUUUCUCCAUCCGAUUCUCGAUACUAGCACGUCACCCACCUUCGUACUUUUCUUCAUUGCGUUACCUGUUGGAUAACUUGCACGCAAGCUCUCAUCCGCUCACGGAGCAUGCAUUGACCGAAUUCACAUCCUAUCUGAUUCUGGACUAUGCUUGCCGUCAAAACUCGCUCACUCCCGCCUAUACAUUGUUAAUCCAAGCCAAAAAGAAGCAUGGCUUCCAAUCCCACGUAGUUGAUCGAAUUCUCAAUGCGCUCACUCAUGACAAUUGGAUAUCAUUUUGGCGCAUCCAUAAGGAGGUAGAUGGCUAUGUACGCGCAAUCAUGGGCUGGGCAGCAGACCACAUGACAAGACAGGCGCUCAAGGCUGCCGGUCGAACAUAUCUGAGUGUCAACGUAAACUGGUUGCUGCAAACCUCCACCGGCGGAGAGGGCUGGACUUGGCAAAGGCUGUCAGAAAAGGAGAAACUAGGAUGGCACCUCGAGGGCGACUCGGUCAUUAUUCGGAAGCCCAGGGCAAGAGCUUGA